Molecule: messenger RNA, 1365 nt
Organism: Varanus komodoensis (Komodo dragon)
Lineage: Eukaryota; Metazoa; Chordata; Lepidosauria; Squamata; Varanidae
Product: vasoactive intestinal polypeptide receptor 1-like
Exons: 13
Coding region: 1-1365 (454 amino acids)
Biological process (GO): cell surface receptor signaling pathway; adenylate cyclase-modulating G protein-coupled receptor signaling pathway
Cellular component (GO): plasma membrane
Molecular function (GO): vasoactive intestinal polypeptide receptor activity; peptide hormone binding; G protein-coupled peptide receptor activity
Source: RefSeq, a predicted model, not a curated record
AUGGACAAGAAGAUGCCCAUUGGAACAUCAGAUGGAGGCACAGAUCAGUACCUCCAUCUGUUUGGUUAUGCUUUAGGUGAUGUUGCUUCCAUCCAUCCGGAAUGCAAGAUAUUUCAACAGGUUAUGAAAGAUGAGGCUCGAUGCUUGGAUAAAAAUGACACCCUCUUCCCGGAUUUUCAAGGCUGUGCAGGAAUUUGGGAUGGACUGAGCUGCUGGCCCAAAGCCACAUUUGGAGAGGUUGUAACGCUCCCCUGUCCGGGAUUUUUUGAAGAAAUCACCAAGAUCCAUGGGUUCCUGCACCGAAAUUGUACCCCAGGUGUUUUCUGGUCAGAGCCAUUUCCACCAUAUUCAGUUGCCUGUGGGUUUGAAGAGGGUUUAACAAAAGGACCAGAAGAUCAGAAAGCAUACUAUCUGGCAUUUCGGCACAUCUACACUGCCGGCUACGCAAUAUCUCUGGCAUCGCUCAUUACAGCUCUCCUCAUUUUUGCCUUCUUCAGAAAGUUCCACUGUACGCGGAAUUACAUCCACAUGCAUUUGUUCCUCUCAUUCAUCCUGCGAGCGGCUGCUGUUUUCACCAAAGAUGCCGUCUUGUUCUCAGAUGACAGCAUGGACCACUGCCUAAUGUCAACAGUGCGAUGCAAGGCUGCGGUGACCUUCUUCCAGUUUAGCAUCUUAGCCAACUUCUUCUGGCUGCUGGUGGAAGGCAUGUAUCUGCAGACGCUGCUGGUGCUGGCCCUUGUACCGGACAAACAGUACGCUUGGAGGUUCAUUCUGGUCGGCUGGGGAGCACCAGUGACUGUAACACUGACAUGGAUGCUGACCAGGCUGUACAGGCAGAAUACUGGAUGCUGGGAUGACGAUGAGGAGAACUCUGCAGCCCUGUGGAUCAUCAAGGGACCCAUCCUGGCCACUGUCCUAAUGAACUUCAGUAUUCUUCUAAAUGUCAUCCGGAUUUUGGUGCAGAAGUUGCAGUCUUCUGAUACGGGAGGGAGGCACGCAAGGAACCUUGUGAGACUGGCUAAGUCCACGUCCCUCCUCAUCCCGCUCUUUGGGGCUCACUACGUGGUCUUCGCCUUGUUCCCAGAAAGCAUUGGCGUGGUGGCCCGACUGUACAUUGAGCUGGGCUUGGGAUCGUUCCAGGGCUUUGUUGUUGCUCUCCUCUACUGUUUCUUAAAUGGAGAGGUUCAGGCUGAGUUCAAGAAACGUUUGCACAGGUGGCGCCACCAGCGUUACCUGAGCUUUGCGCGGAAGCAUCAGGCGCUCUCCAGAGAGAACAGCCCCGUAACUCACGUCACACAACUAUCCCUGCUGGACAGAAUCAGCCCCAAGAGGAGCAUCUGUCGGAACAGCCUGUCCACUGUCUGA